Molecule: messenger RNA, 3768 nt
Organism: Penicillium coprophilum
Lineage: Eukaryota; Fungi; Ascomycota; Eurotiomycetes; Eurotiales; Aspergillaceae
Exons: 5
Coding region: 1-3768 (1255 amino acids)
Source: RefSeq, a predicted model, not a curated record
AUGGCGGCAAGCGCGAGGGCGCAGAAGCCCGUUGGCUCAGCGCCAUGGAUUGCAGCAGAGAAGGAAAACAUGGCCGAGCUAGUGGAACAAGAAAUGGAAGAAGUGGAAUACCCUGUCCGGCACGAACUAGACUGGUUAAAUGAACAUAUGACCGAGAUCUUCUCCAAGGGCCAGACGAACUUCGCGGACGUGUUCAAAACGCCUGGGAAGAUGAGAGGCAAAACUCCUCGAACCGCUCGAAAGCGUAUUCCCGAGGAGUCUCGAGUGCCCUUGAGCGAAAUCUUCUCGUCCGCCCAGAAACAAUUAGAAAACCAAGCCAGCCCAAGCCCAUUCAUUCAUCGUGUUGUUUCUAAGCCUACUCCCCUGGCAGCAUCACCUGUGCCCCGCACCAAGACUGUGAAGGAACAAGCUUCGCAACCCGAAUACCCUGAUCUUACCCAAAAUCUGAACUCAUUCCCCACAUAUAACACUGACUCCGGCUAUCAUGGCAUGCCCGAUGAUGAUGAAAUGGUACUCCCUGACGUGCAACAAGAAUCACAGGCUUCGACUCAGCCCUCUACCCAGCCUUUCGAACAAGACGAACCAAUGCAUUUGGAUACUCAAGAGGUCGACAUUUCGGUUAGCCAACAAACAAAUGAAGAAUCCUUCCAUUCUGCGCGGGAAGAAGUUCGCUCUCGCGGAGAGACCGUCGAGCCGAGCAAAGAGCCAACCCCAACCCAGGAGCGAACAGCACUUCCGGCCGCAUCAGUUUCCAAAGAAUAUGAGACUGAAAUCAUGUCGACUCCAACCAAGAAAACAAAGCCGCAGUCGAAUACCGAAAUCCCGGAAACGCAACAUAACAAGGAACCUGAAACACAGGAGAGCGAUCCAAUUAUCUCGAUACCUGAGCCAACCCCAGAAAAGGCCCCCGUCGCCCUGGCAGCCCCGCCUAUUGAAACGCAAGAGUCUCACCUACAGGACGAGUAUAGGGAAGAUGCCACCGAAGAUGCUAUGAAAGACGACACAGUUCUGGACAAUCUCGAUGAUAUCGGCUCUCCUUCGGAUGGUUCUACUCCAGAUCGACCAUUCGCUCGUAAAAGCAGUCUGAGUUUUGCCACCCUCCCUGCGCGGGAACCUUUGAAAACUCGAACAAGCCAUAUUGACCUGGCCAAAAUGAGUACUGCCGGCCGUCCCAGUUACUUUGGCAGACAAACUGGCAGCCAUAGGAUUCCGCAAGCUGCGGUAGAGGAUAAUGUGGGCUCUAGGGCGUUGGAAAUUGACAACGAGAAAGAACCAAGUGAAGAAGCGGAUCCUGAGCAGGCUAGCAGAAUGCACAGCAAAAAGUCUACUCAGUCAUUGCAUGAUAGAAUCAGCAUGCUAGGCAAACUCCAGCCAUCCCGACCCAGAAAGUCAAUUCCAUCCGCUUCUGGGCUACCGGCUGGUCAGGUUCCCUACCCAGAUCUCCCAGCCUCCAAGUCCGAACCCAAGUCUGAAGCUUCGAACGAAGGGGCGCAUGAAGCUCCAGCUCCAGAACCUAUGUCUGUAGACGAUGACUGGAUCAAGCCUCUGAGCUCUCCCCAAAAGCCUGAGCUUUACAAGAGCAAGACCACAGAUGUCAUGGAGAAGCUUGCUGAAUUCGAAAAGGCGAGAGCAAUUAAUAAGAAGGAUACUUCGAAACCAGAGCCUGAACGUCCCAAAUCAUCCACCUCGAUGUUCUCUUCACCACGGCCGCAUGGCCACCAGCAGAGCGCGUCUUUGACUCACAUUGCUGCUGAUGCUUCUACUACUCCAACAGGCUCACCAAGGCGCUUCGACGGUCACAUCAGUGCUUCGAAGCUGAAAUUGCACUCGAUUAUGAAAUCUGCCAAGGGCUUAUUCUCAAGCACUGGCAACACACCACGGAUGGAACACUCAUCACCUGAGCAGGCGCGCGUUCAGCCAAUCGCUGACACAUUCAUCAUGAAUGCCAAACACUUAUCUCAGCCGGUCCCUAUCACCAGUCCUCAGCGUCCGGAAGGUCGCCGGACACGGAGCUCAACCGAGAAAGAAGAGAAGCGGCGCCAGCACGAACGGAAAGAGCAAGAGCGCGAGGAUCAAGAAGAAGAAGAAGCGCGUGUUGAGAGAGCUCGGGAGCAAGAAAGGCAAAGAGCUCUUCAGCUCAAAACCGCCCAGGGCAAUUCGUCAGUCGAGCCAGAAGAGAGGGCCGGCUCAGCGGUGAACAAGAUCUCCCAAUCACAGCGCCAACAAUCGCGCGAACCUGAAUCAACUCAGGAAUCUAGCUCAAGAUUUACCAUCCCUCAACCGAAGCAAAAUGACCGCCGUCCUCUCAAACCUACUCGCGAGCCCAUGAAACGCCCAACGCCGCAACCCAUGUCAAUUCGUGUUGGGAGUACCAUGUCUCGUCAACAAAUUCCUGUCCCGUCGUCUUCGAGUGGACGGGAGUCGAGUGUGUCCGUGGCGGCCCCUGCCCCUGCCACGAAACCCACUCUGAAAAAGAAGGGUAGCAAUACAUCCUUACAUACAUCAUCUUCUGCGAGCAGCUUCAAGAGCUCUGUUUCCAGUCUCACGCAAGCCCAGCGCAAGGCUCAGGUCGCCAGCGACCGCAAGAAGGAGCAAGAACGCGAGGCCCGCCGGAAAGAAGAACAAAAGCGUGAGCUAGAACGCAAACGUGCUGCCCAACAGCAACAGCAGGAAGAGGCCCGUCGGCAGGAAAUGAGGAGUCGUGCCGAAGCUGAACGGGAGCGACAUGCUGAAAGAGAACGUCAGGCCGAACAAGAGCGUCGCGAACGGUCAGCUCAAGAAGAUCCAAACAAAGCAGCCCGUAUGGAGGCAAUCAAGAAGCGACAAGCAGAGAAUGCUCGGAAACAUGGGCGGCAAGGUAGCCAGCAGAUUGUCAACGAGGGACCAAUUCUACAACACGAGCAGACGUAUUCUCAGUCUUCUCAGCGGAGUGACUUGGGUUCUUCCCGCCCUCCUUCUCGCUUGGGUAGCUCAAUCCAGCCAUUCGGUGGCCGCAGCAUCAACCCACCCGCACCUAACCCUGCUAAACCGCCAAAGAGAGGGAACGAUGAAACCAGCCACCGGCCUGCGCCGGCUAACCCCACUAACGUACAAUCAAGUGGCGAGUUCAAGCGGCGAAAGACAGAGGAUGAGCACAACCCCAUGCCACCUGUGCGCACAAUGGCGCAGCCUAUUCGUCAAUCGAAUAUCAGAAAGGAAUGUUUAAAGCCCUCUACCCUUGGCCGUGGACAAUCUUCCAUCGCACCCCAGUCUGCCUCUUCCAGCUACAGAAACGCGCAACCUCAGCGACCCGCUCACCCUAUAAUAACAUACACGAACGGCAAGAUACCGUUUGCCGAACCCAAUCAAGCGCCCCCACCAAGCGCACACAAGGCUGCUCCCAGCUCUGCCCAGCGCCCACCAGCCAAGCCAUCUCCCAAGUACCCCAACGGUGAAGAUAUCCACUUACCGGAGGUCAAUACCGAUAGUGAAGACGAUGACGACUCUGACUCUGAGAUGUUCCCUGUUCCCUCGUGGGCACAGCCGAAGCAGCUGGAGGGUCUUCUACGCAUACAAGAAGGUAUGGAGGUUGACUCGAUCUUCGGGCCAAUUGCACCAUUCUCUCUUGAAGACACCUUCAAGGCAGACAAGAAGAUCAAGAAAUAUCGUGAGCGCACCAGUAGUGCGAAUUGGUCCGGACCCGAUGGACUUACUCAAGAGGAGAUUCGGAAGGAUGUUGCCGAGCGACAGCGGUUGCGGCUCAAUGGUGGUUGGAGCUUCAACGGCUAA